Molecule: messenger RNA, 10918 nt
Organism: Ylistrum balloti
Lineage: Eukaryota; Metazoa; Mollusca; Bivalvia; Pectinida; Pectinidae
Product: ciliogenesis and planar polarity effector 1-like
Exons: 40
Coding region: 45-10181 (3378 amino acids)
Source: RefSeq, a predicted model, not a curated record
AACAUUCGGAUUUGAUACCUUUUCCUUAGCAAACAAAAAGGAAGAUGGAUAUCAAGCUUGAGAUAUUAGCCUCAAGUAGCAUAAAGCGCAAUAAGCCAUGGCCUAAAAUACAGUGGCUUGGACAGGAGCGUGAGAGUUUGUUUAUGAUAGACAAUGAAUUCCACAGAACCAGUGUACUUUAUGUUCCAUCAGGAAAAACGAAGAAGAAAAUACCAAGAUUGACUACAUUGGUAGACAGCACAAAAUGUGUUGGGACAACCAGAGAUGGUGCAUAUUUGAUUGGAUUGACUCACCAUGGUGACAUAUUCUUCUGGCAUAAGGACAGAGACAUACUCAAGACCAUCCGUGGCCUUGCUGGAAUAGUUUCAUCAGAGGAACUUCACGAAGAGCCAUGUAAGCUGUUUGCCUCUGUUGACUGUCAGUAUUUUCUCCUGGUCAUUGGAACACAAAAUCUCUUUGUCUGGAGGACAGAACAGAGUGAAGACAUCUUGGAGUCCAAACUUCCUGAAGUGCAGGGGUCAUGGAGCAAAGUUGCAAUUCCAAAUAAUAUUGACAUUCCGCAAUCUUGUCAAGAAUGUGCUGAGUUUUCUAUUGAUGCUGUGUUUUUUCACCAUGAGAGCUUGGGGCACUGCUGUCAGAUGUCGGUGGUUUAUAAUAAAGAACAAAGCCUGUGUAUUAUUUCCCUCUUGCUACGGUUUGGUACAGCUGCUGAAUUCUACUCCAGCAAGUCAGCACCAUUCCAGGUGGAGUGGACAGUGAUACAGUAUCCUUUCAAACACAUCCAUCCCUCAUAUGAGCCUAUCCGGUCUAAAGGAGCUUAUGUGAAUUGCUAUGCUAACAAUGGUCAGGUAGUAGCUGUAGCAGCUAAUCAGAACACACCUGGCCACAGCAGCAUGUUAUUUGUUUCCCCUCUUACAGACACUGUCUUGGUGUCCGAGAUGAAGGGUUGUGGGGUCAGAGAUCGCUAUUCAAAGAUGGGCAGUAUGUACUGGCUGAAUGAGAUGACAUGGACAUGUGACGAUUUGUUUGUGGCCUGUAUGAUGAACAGUGGUGCAGUGUGCCUCCUCAGUCGACUGGGCGAGCCAGUGUACCUAAGGACUCUUGGACAGUCCAUAGAAUUAGGUCCUGCAUACUUCCUGCCUCUUCAUCCAUGUCAAUAUAUCAGUAAGAUUGAUGAUCCGCAGUCUUCACCCAUCCACCAGCCGAACACCAACACUGAUCCAAUGAGACAGCGAUUUUCUGUUUCCUCACAUCCCAGUCUUCCUAUAAUCCUUUUCUCUGAUGGCUUCAUGGUAACCAUCGCUCAGUUGCCGAUGGACAUGACUUGUCUGACUUUGAUGAGAGAUUUCGUCCUGUUCUCGUCCAAACAUUUAAAGGAUAUGGCUAACCAGGAGAACCUAGCCUUGACACUAGCAGAUGCCUAUGGAAUGCCAUCCUCUAGAGAGGAGAAAUCUGCUAGGUCAGUGAGAGAUAGAAAAAAGAUCCAAUUUGAAGUGCCGGAUGGAAACCUAAACACAACACAAGAGAGUGAGACAAGUUUCUUGGAUGAGCAGCAGGAUAUGUUUCAGGGACUUACAGCAGGAAAGAUUGCAUUUGCGGAGACUGAGCUAACUGUGAUAGAUCCAACAGACUUGUCUGGACUGGACCAACUCAGCACAAUGUCCAAACAACUAGAUAUUGCUGAAAGUUGUCUAUUUAGUGCCUGGAAGCUGGCGGUGUCUUAUCAUGAACCAUGGACAGUAGAUGCCGAAAGUGUAUCAAAAAUCAUUUGUAAAAACCUCAUAAAACUGUUUGCAGUGCUGUUAGAAUGUCCAGGUGUGGACAAGGUUUUAAUGGAGUAUCGUAAGGUUUCUCCAUCAGCCCAGAAUCCACGCCUCUCCACGCUCAUCAAUAUGUACAGGAAGUGUAUGGAACUGCUUCGCUUUGACAUCCUCAACCAACAUUUGAUGCCAGUUACACUCCGAUUUAGUCACCACACGCUAAACCUGGUGUUGAACAGUUCUGAACUACAGAAAACAGAUCCACGAUUAAAAACUUUGUCUGGAUGUUAUGCCCUGAUGAAGUUUUCUGAGACAAUUCUGAACCGUGUCUAUGUUUGGGUGCCAAAGGAUGUUGUGUACAGUGGUCUGCCACCAGAGUCAAGGAAUGAACAAAAACACACAUAUGAACCUGCCAUCUUGGUGAAGUCACAACUAUCCCCGCGCUCAGCUUCCAAGGAGAUCCAAACUAAGAUUCAACAAGAAAGGACUAGGGGUGUGGUUCUUGACCAGCAGUCACAACUCCCCAGCAGAAGGUUGUGUGCAAGCUGGAAGCUGCUAUAUAAGUCUAUGGUACAGCACCACACACAGCUUCAGGGUAUGGAUGGACAGCAGAAACAGGCAGAGCAGCUUGGUGGACUAAUGUACACCAUUCAACAGACUAUUCAGCAAGUGGAUGGAGGAGUUUCAAAACUCCCUUCCCCAAGGAUCAAUAAGGGUGAUAGACUGAGUAUGGAUGGUGAACACACCAUGGCUAUAGAGUCAUGGAUAACACAACUUUCAAAGAUGUCAGACCACCCUGAGGAUGUCCAGAAGAUGAGUCGAAUCCUGCACUCUGUUUUGUAUACAUAUAUCAUUAAGGGACAACUAGCCAGAGGUCUGGACUUUGUGGACAGUCUGGUAAUCCAGGCCAAAGUUAGUACCUAUGUCUCUGAGCAGGAUGACCGCUCCCUCAUGAUGACCAUUGUCAGCCACUCUCUCAAAAAAUCCUUAAAUGGAAACCAGAUGGUGCCUUGUAUACGUAAUCGUUGCAUCAGACAGCUAGUGCAGACCAUGGCCAGGUUCAUGGCGGCCUACUUCAGUAACCAAACCAUCUAUGUCUUCCCUCCACAUAACCCUCAGUCCCUGCCUGUCAUACACAUGGGACCAGUACAAAUCAGUAACAGAAUCCUUCCCAAGUACCAUGAGGAUAUCACUAACUUGGUGAGACAGGAAGGACUGAGUCAGCAGUGGACCACAGAGCGUGUGGUGGAGUACCUCCUACUCAGUGGCCUUGUUUGUGAGUCUGUCUGGUUUGCUGACAAGAUGGGGGAUUGGAAGGCAGCUUUCCUUCUCUCAGUGGCCUGUACAGCCCAUCACAUUGUGGCUCCAAGACUUUACAAAAAGAAGAAGAGGCCCCUGAUGCUACCAGAAGAACUAAGUCCCACUGCCAUACUCCAGGGGAAGCUUGAGGCCCUCAUCCACCUUGAUAAAAGAAAAGCUGGAGCUACUGUCAAACAGGAGGAAAAACGAGACUUUAUCCCAAUUGAUAACGAGACCAACCUGGUGCAGCUGUCGCGGACGGUGGAGGAUAUACUGACUGCUGGGAUCAUUAGUGAUGUAGAAACUGUGCCCUGGCUGAUGUCAAGUCUGGUGGACAGACUCAAACAUGUGGUUUCCAACCUCUCUCCACUGGUUCCCAAAGACUUCUACCUGCCAGCCCCUCCAGUAUAUUGUCCUCAGCCCUCGGAGGCUGACACGGAGACUGUUGGUUCCCAUGAAGCCAAGAGAGAGAGGAAGCUGCGGUUUCAAAUCUCAUCACUGGUACAGCUGAUUAUGGUUAUCAUGGAGGCCUCCCAUAUCUCUCUUCCUGCUGCACGCUGGUACAUACAGGAACUCUCAAAGGCCCAGACUAAAGCUCAACAGUUCAAGGCAACAACUGAGGGGCCCUGUAUAGAACUGCCUGAGGUCUUAGAGCAAUACAAACAAAACAAGUCAGCGUUCAGUAAGAUGCAGAAGGAGAAGUCGGUACGUCAGGUCGUCAACUGUUUCCGUGAUUUCUGUACAAUUCUGUGGCUUCUCCAUGCUCGGGACAGAAUGUCGAAACUACUGCGACAGCGAGAGGAGCGCAUGAAUGAUGUCAAAUACGAGGACUACAUGAGAGAGAGUUGGGAAUCUAAAGAAGGUGAGAGCUGGGUAAAGGAGUGCUUCAGUAGCCUACAGUGGGCUGUCCACAUGGCCGCAUUCAGCAGGUUUCUACCAGACGAGGGAUUUGUGUACAAAAUCAUUCUCUCACUACUCUCAGAACUUCCUCCAAAUGAAGAUACAGCUGACAUAUUAGCUGAGUUCUUUUAUGAUCCUGAUAAUUUGGAUGCUGAAGUUCAGGAGAAAUUGGACAAGUUGCUUGCUGUGUGGCAGGGUGUCUUUAUAGAACCUGAGGAUGAUGGAAAGUCAGCGAGGCCUGAAGCUUCUCUUGAUAACAAUGAUGAUGAAAACGAGGGCAGAAAGUCAGUUACAUUCUUACAAGUGUCACCUAGGGGGAAAAUUCUGUCUGUGUAUUUCUUCAAGCAGUGUGAAGUUGUUAUGAAAGUGAUGAAAAAGAAAGCUAAAAUCUUUGGUAAGUUUGAAGAGUUUGUAUAUGACCGGUCAGGCAAAAUCCAUAAAACUGACAGUCUGAAAAGUAACGGCCACAAAAACAAGAAUGGUUUCCAUAUUGGAUGUCGACCUUUCGAAACUAAGACGUCAUACCUGGAAUUUUUGGACAAUUUCUUCGACAUUUGCUUUACAAAGAUACUGGACACAGACACUGACCAGCACAAGUCUUUACCGUUAUUAUUGCCUUUCUCGGAAAGAGUUUGUGCAAGACAGUUUCGAGACAUGGAUGAAAAGUCGGGAACAACUAUGCACAGUCGCCAAUGUUUAGUUCCCAUGACACCAACUCACAGAGCUGUCAAACGAACACAGAGUGAGUCAGUUUUACAGUCUAAGGGCUCUAAGAUCAACCCCGACUUUUACAGAAGUGUCAGUGCAGUUGAACAUAGCACAGGGGCAGAUAACUCAUCCGGACCUCCAAGUAGCAGACGGCAGUCCUCACCACAUGGACGAGCAAAUAUGACGGACUUGGCCUCCAAAUUUGCCCAGUCUGAGGACGCCUUGUAUAAGGAUUCUACUACACAGGAGGACUCUGGGCUGUUACUUGAUGUGGACUUUGGUACCAAGUAUCACCACCUGCAAAAUCUGUUAGACUGGCUCUCUCACUGGGGAAAUAAGAAUCAUUCUCUUGGGCUAAACUGGAAGAGGGAAAAAGACUUGGAGUUUCGUCCAGUUAUGAAGAUCAACGUUCCACCCACUCUUGUUGUACUUGGUCUAUGGUUGGUUGAAAACAAGUACACUCCCUCAAAGAAAAAGGCAAGCCAUAGUUCUGAAGGACAAAACCUGUCUGUGAUUGAAGAGGACACGAUAAAGACAAACAGAACAGAUGUUGAGGCAGCAUUGAUCCAACAAACACAAGUCAAACAGGUCGAGGUAUCAACAGGGUCAAUGAGGUUAAGUAAGGACAAAAGUCAAAGGUCACCCACCAGACAGGAACUUGGUAUGUCUUCAAGUAUGAGGAGUUUCUCCUCACAUCACACAGAAAAUGAGUAUGACCUUGAGACAGAGGAAGUACACACAGCUUAUGAGAGAGUUUUAGAUGGGGACACCAAAGAAGAGAGCAGUUCCCUAGAAGUGAGUUCAUUGGGCACAGAUGAAUAUGAACCAGAAAUGCGCCAUACUCUGUCCAUCAUUAGAGGAACGAGUCCUCAAAGGUCACGAAGGUCACUUCGACACACUAGUCCUGACUACAACCUGUCCUACUUGAAUAGAAUCCACAAUUUCCAAUCCCCUGACAGACAGCGUCAGCAAUCUCCUCACACAAGCACUCCAAAGUCUCAACGGUCUAUGCGACGCACUGGCUCUCCCAGGACUAGGUCAUCUCGGGAACGUAACCAGGGAGAUUUAGGUGGAGACCUCGCCUCACAGCUACAGGGCAUAGUCAGGUCUGAACUGCGCCGAAUAAUGGAGGUCCAACACACCAACAUGCUGGCUAUGAUGGGAGCACUUGAUGAUCAGGACUAUUCCCACACCCCUCCCCCACGGCGAUAUCCUCGUAGACCACAGUCCCAGUCUCCAUCCCGCGGGGAGAGGCGGAUGACAGAGAACCGAGGCACCAGUCCAAUAAGAGGGUCGAGGGGUAAUAGCCUUGAUCGCAGCACCAUGAGAAUGGAGGAGCUUGAUCAUUCAAGCCGAUCAAGGUCAGGGAAGAAAGGAUCAGUCAGAGGAGCCCUGACAGAGUUAAAAGAUUUACAAGGCAACACUGAUAAGUCGAGGGUGCGGUCAGGAGGCAGGUCACCUUCAAGGAAAGAGAACCUUGACCAGUCAGAACUGAGACUAGGAGGGCCUGGCGGUAACAAAGAAAUAAAAGAAAACAUCAAUGUACAGAAUUCUCAGCAAUAUAGUAAUGAGCCCAUUCACUUCACUCCAAAAUUUUUACGUAUUCCAGCAGAGAGGGACAUGAAUGAAGACCAAAUACGACUUCCGAGGAUUCCCUCCCAGGCAUGGAAGGAAAAGGAUGAUGAGUAUGCAGAUAAACAAGGAGAAAACAUCAACAUUCCUCUGCUCAAUGUGCAUGGAGCACAUGUUCCAUCUAGAUUAUUCCCAGGGGUGAACAAAUUCCCUGGAGAACAGUUACCUCACUUAGCCUCACAGUAUCCCCCAUAUGGACCCCCUCCACAAUACUUCGAGAGUUACCUAACUCCAGAUCAACAGAACCAAUCUAUUGGCAUUCCAUUGUUAAAAAUGCCCAAUGAAACAAAACCGUUUUUGGGCCCUCGACCAGAACCCAGUUUCGGAAGGUUAUUGGCUCCACAUCUGAUUCUGGGUAGUGAACAAGAGAGACAUCAACAGGAGAUGGCGAAGCAGAAACAUGCCAGAGAAUUCCACAGACAGCAGGUUGAAAAUUUGGAGGAACUAGAGAAACAAAAAUUUGGGGAAAAUCUUCUCCAUAUUAAUCUUAAACACCAGGAAUUGAAAGAAAGGAAGGAAGGGGAGGCAAAAGCAAGGAAAAAACAGAAAAAUAGAGAUGUCAUCUCAAGGUCUGAAUCUCUGGAAUCUGAUACGAGACGUGCUAGAACACCAAGGAAGGUUGUUACUCCAAGAAAGGUUGUCACCCCAAGGAAAUCUGUCACCCCUCGUGACAGAAGCAAAGAAGGUGAGGAGGAGGAAGAAUUAGAGGAGGAAGAAAGUACAGAUGUUAUGGAGACUGGUGAGGAUGUAGAUGAAUCCCUAGAAGAGGAUGACGAGCCAGAAAGAAUUCAUGAUGGUUAUGCUAUUAAACCAGGGUCAUUUGAUAACUACCUUGACCUUGAUGAGAAGCUGGGUCCAGAGUCUGACACAAAUGCCAGGAUACAGUACAGAACAGCAAUGAUCCUGAAAAGACAGCGACAGAAACGCAAAAAGGUUGACUUCUCUACGAACACCACAGAGUAUGCUGAUAUUGGUAUUGAUGCUGAUGAAGCAUUUGAGAGUGUCAGGACUGCAGAGGCAGCAACCUCUAUCACCAAAGAUACAGGUGUUGACCCGAUCCAGGAAGCUAUAGUUGAGUACAAUCGGGCACGACAAGGUACUGCACUACCUCCAGACAUCUAUAUGGGACUGCGGUUCGGGGACGGUGAGAACCAACCUAUGUCAGAUGUGGCACCUGACGGAAAGCAGGGUAAACCUAAGGGCCGUUCAUACCUCAAUGUGGUUGAUUUGGAUGCGGCAGCUGUCCUUAAAGAUCUCCGAGCCAUCAGAGACGAGGAGAAGGUACAGGAAGAUUUGAGUCUACGUCCUACCUCUGAAACACUCAUGUCUGCACGAGGUCAUCAACAAGGCCAAGAGUUUAGCAAUCUAGAAUCAUCACUUAGAGAAGCUUUGGAGCCACGAGCACCAGUCCGACCAUUCAAGCAGGAUGCAGUUACUGUCAGUAUGUUCCAGCAGCACAGUGGUCCUGUUGGAGAAAGGGUGUCUGUGGCAGUUAUGCCACGUGACAGUGUUGUGGACACACGUGCCGGUAUUAUACAACGCCUGCGGGACAUGAACAGCCAGGCACUAGCUAUUGACCAAAUGUCCACCAAAAUUGAGAGAGACUUCCAGACAACUCACAUGAUGCUAGACACAUUAGAGAACUUGGUGGAGGUUGAAGAGCCUCAAGAGAGGGACAGGAGCCCCUCCCCAUCUGGUAAGGCCAGUGCUAGGUCCGGAACUGUCAGUUCCAGGAGUCGUAGUCCUGGACCAAAAAUGUCACACAGGUCACCGGAGGCUACAGCUCGCUCAUCAAGUCGUAGUCCCGGUCCUAAAGUAUCUCACAGGUCGCCAGAGGCUACAGCACGAUCAGCACGGUCAGCACGGUCGACUGCUCUCUCAGACAGGAGGAGCCGAGGUGGGGAAAGCCCUGAUAUGGUUCGAAUGUCUGGGCUCUCCGGCAUUAGUGACAUCAUCGGAGACAUGGUCCAGCGAGGUGAAAUUGACUUGGAAGAUGCAGGUUACACACCCAAGGAGGCAGAGGAGUUUGCCAGGAAGGUCAAACUAAGUGUGAGGAGUGGUCAAUCACCAGACAGAGAUCUCGUACAGAAAAGCCUCGAGUUACUGGAAAAAAUGGGUGACAAGGUGAAGUCUGGAAAGGAUGAGGAAGAUGCAGAGAGGAAGGAAGAAAUCAGGUCAUGGAUGAAGGACAAAAGAAUUGCUCGUCAGGAAGAAUACUUAAACAAGCUGGCAGAACUGCGGGAGCAAGAACAUAACCCCUUCAAACCAAGCCAAGAUACUAGUUUCAGGGGCCCUGCAAAUGAAUUGAAAAAGGAGAGGAAGGCAACUGGAAAAGGAAAUAUGGACAAACGUCUUGAGGAGGCCCAAAGUCUUAUCGCAGACAUCAUCACUGACAAGCCUAAACUCCCAAAACAAGUUCCAGGUCGAGAAAUAAGUCCCAAGCGAAGUCGAUUGGCCAAGGCUAAAAUGGACUACAGUCCACAACGCAAAGCUAUGACCCCAACACAGCCAAUAAGACAGGUUAGUCCCAAACGACAGCCUGUCCAACAUUCUCCAGAUCGCAGAGACACCAGUCCUAAGAGGCAAACUGUUACUAUAACAACAGACCUGCCCACAGAGUACAGGCCAGGUGUGACACAGAGUAGUAGGCGUAUAGCCCAUGAUGACCUGCCAGCCAACCCUGUCAAGAGACAGGGAAUCAUGAAGCCUACAAGGGACUACAGUCCUCCAGAGGUCUCACGGGUACCCCCAGGAGUCCCAAGGCUGCAGCUGAUAGAUUCGGGAGAAAUGUUACAUAAAACCAUGGAAACCACAGGUGGUGAGAUAUCAGCUUAUGCCAAGGCUGUUGAGGAAAUGGAGGGUACUAAAAGUGAUGAUAUGUUUAUGUCCGAACGCUUCGUGCCUUCGCCUGAGCCACAACGUCAGUACAAACCAAAGCCAUUCCACAAGAUGGUUAGGGUCCAGAGACCAGAAAUGACAAGGAAGUACCGCCAGGCCAAGUUAGCCCCUGUGGUCACAGAGGCUGACAUCCAAGAUUACCAGGAUGAUGACCUCGCCACGUCUAGAUCUAUGAAUGAGUCAAAGGAACUGACGAUACAGGAAAGACAGAAAAUUUAUGGUUCUAAGAGAUUACCAGCUCCAAGUCGAAUCCCUGUCGCCUCCCCACGAACUGUAAAGACCUAUACAGAGCGACUGCAGGAGAUGAAGUCUAAACAGCCAGCCUUCACUCAACCCAUAAUGCCACGCUCUCACCGACCAGGAGGAGGCUCAGUGAGGAGUUCCCAGGUGACUAGUGGAUCGCGGAAGAAGACUGGACCACCACACAAGCCACUCAGCUACGUUGAGCGGCUACAGAAACUCAGUGAGGGUACUCACAAACCAAGAGCUGCCAGUGGAAGGGUGAAGACUGCCACUUUCAUGAAGUCCCACAAGCCAAUUCACAGACCAAUGACUUAUGCAGAACAACUGCAGUCCUUGCAGCCUAAACCAGUUAAGAAGAUCUCACAAGCAAGAGGGCAGACUCGAAUACGUCCCUACGCUGACCCAUACAGAACGGAAAUACCUGGAGAGGGAGACUCUGUACUCAGUGACUGGUCAGUGGAUGACAAUGUCAAACAUUUGCUGUACGAGGAUGACGCUAGUUCAGCAAUGCCAGGCCAUUCUGUUGACUACGCGAUGUCACGAAUGUCCGGUGUUGACUACCCAAUGUCUGAAGGAGUUUCCGAUUACUAUGAUGUGAUUAUGGACAGUAAUGAGUAUGUGGAGUCUGUAGAUAUUGACGAGAUCAACAAGAUUGCUUAUGCUGCGUCUGUGAGCUCCGGUAGUGUUAUGAGUGUGAUCGACUGGGAUGCCAUUGACAACCUCAUCUCAGACGUCAAGUAGAGAUGUGACAAGCCAAGAUUAGUGUGAAUUUUUAUCUAAGUGUAGUUUCAUAUAAACUUGGUCAUCUCGGGUUCAAACCAGCGGGAGUGGCUACAUAUAUAGUCUGAUUACACAAUUAAAAAAAAGAUGGUUUACAUGUGUAGAAAACUGCUAGAGGACUUAUGGAUAUGAUGAAUAAAUAUAUAGGGUAGAAGAAUGGCAUCUUGUGACACACACUAAAUGUUGACACUUGUCUCUUGUCAACAAUUUGGUGUUCAUAUCGGGUGAAAAAGCUAUCUGUGAUAAUACAAGAUACGAUAGACAUAUCAUAUAUAUGAUAUAGUACCUGUACUGGAUAAGAUGUAUGUUUCAGUGUAUGUUUAUGAUGUAUAUAUAUGUUUGUAUAUAUGUAUGUAUGGAUGGAUGUGUGUUGACGUUUGUUUUGUGGUAGAUGUUAUGAUAAAUAACCAUUGGAUUUUACAUCUGUAAAAUGUUCAUUAGAAGCUGUGUAAAGUGAUCCAUCAUAACCAGUUCAGCUUUUCGUUUAAGUUCUUCAUCUUGGAUUUUAAAUUGAAUGUAUAUUUCUUAGUAAUCUGUAUUAUAUAUUACAGAGUAUCGUUGAAUAUUUAAGCAGUAGAUUCCGUCCUUUUUUGGUGUUUUAUUGCUUCAAAGUUUUGUUCAUUCCGUCCUUGUUUUGAAGUUUAGAACCAUAUUUUUGCAUCAAUCAUGUUUGAAAAAUCACAUUUCAUACAUUACGC